CUACAACAACAGUCUAUGGCGGGUGGAAUGGGACACCCAGCUUAUAAUAUUCGUUCUGGGUACCCAACACAGCAUUCUCAACACGAUAUGUUUCCAACAUCUCAACAUACUCGAUCUUUUGGGUACCCAUUUCCAAUGAACAGUAUGGCACCAUCAGGAUAUAACGCAGUUCCCCCUUCCCAUCAUUUUCCAAUGUCGCCGUAUCAGCCACCUUCACCGACACGAGAUGGUAACCAAAAUAAUUUUUAUAUCCUAUUUUUAUUCACAGAUAAAUCCCAAGUUGAAGAACAGUUGAGAAUAAAUGGUAAAGGCAAAAAGUUGCGUAAACCUCGCACAAUAUAUUCCUCACUACAACUUCAACAGUUAAAUCGUCGAUUCCAGAGAACCCAGUAUUUAGCCCUUCCAGAAAGGGCCGAGUUGGCUGCUUCACUCGGUCUUACCCAAACUCAGGUUAAAAUCUGGUUUCAGAACAAGAGAUCCAAAUACAAGAAAGUGAUGAAACAGAACCCCAAUGGACCUCCUCCUCCUCUCACACCUCAAGGAUCAGCAUCAUCACCCCCUCAUGGACAACAACCCCCUCCU
Lottia gigantea (owl limpet) is the source of this 582-nucleotide messenger RNA. RefSeq lists its product as hypothetical. The transcript has 3 exons. Gene Ontology annotation, biological process: regulation of transcription by RNA polymerase II. The record is from RefSeq and is a predicted model, not a curated record. The annotation marks the transcript as partial. NCBI's taxonomy places the organism in Eukaryota, Metazoa, Mollusca, Gastropoda, Lottiidae. Gene Ontology annotation, molecular function: DNA-binding transcription factor activity, RNA polymerase II-specific; RNA polymerase II cis-regulatory region sequence-specific DNA binding.